This is a messenger RNA of Periophthalmus magnuspinnatus, 7591 nucleotides long. RefSeq names its product IQ motif and SEC7 domain-containing protein 1. Lineage: Eukaryota; Metazoa; Chordata; Actinopteri; Gobiiformes; Gobiidae. Gene Ontology annotation, biological process: actin cytoskeleton organization; regulation of ARF protein signal transduction. Gene Ontology annotation, molecular function: protein binding; guanyl-nucleotide exchange factor activity. The record is from RefSeq and is a predicted model, not a curated record. Bases 183 to 3911 code for a protein of 1242 amino acids. The transcript is spliced from 16 exons.
AAAAAAAAUGGCGAGGCGUAAAAGGCGCAACCUCUACUUGGAUUGUUAGUACGCCGAGGAGAAGCGACCUGCCUCUGCCUCUGCUUCUGCUUCUGCUUCUGUUUCUGUUUCUGCUUCUCUCCGCCACCACCACCGCCGCUGCUGCUGCUGCUGCUGUCGGCGUGAGCGGGGACUACACGGACAUGGAGAGCCUCUCUGAGAACCCAACGCGGGCUUCGGAAUACCUAAGCGAGCUGAAUAAGAUCAUAGAGACGCAGCAGGAGUUGUUGGAGAGACAGAGGGGCAGGAUAGAGGAGCUGGAGCAGCAAGUGUCCGACUUGUGUACGGAGAACGUGUGUCUGAAGGAACAGUACCAGCGGCACCUGGCAACCUGCAGGCUGCAGCAGGGCAACAGCCUGAGCGCGCUGGGAGCCAUCAAAGAGCACAUCACACAGGAGAAGUCUGACGGAGACACGCCCCGAAUAGUCAGGAGACAUGGCUCUUUGCCUCUGGAGGUCACAGAGAACCCCGGGAGGCUCUCGUCGACGGCGGGAUGCAGGAGGGCCGCGCCGUGUCGACAGUGGAAAUCUGCGUCUUUCGGCGUGGAGGGGGAUGGAAGGCCCAAUGACGGCGGCACUUCCUUGGACGGUGGCGCCGGGUACAGCCAGGGUCCGGUGACACACGGUUCAGCCAUCAGCCCAGACCGCUUCGACAGCCCCCUCUACAGCCACGGAGGGGUACAGCCGGGCCCCCAGAGACCCCGCCGACCCAAACUCCAGCACUCGCAGUCCAUCCUCAGAAAGCAAGCAGAGGAAGAGGCCAUCAAACGCUCCCGAUCGCUGUCCGAGAGCUAUGAGCUGUCCUCAGACCUUCAGGAUAAACAGGUGGAGAUGCUGGAGCGUAAAUAUGGCGGGCGCUUCAUAACGAGACAUGCCGCCCGCACCAUCCAGACGGCGUUCCGGCAGUAUCAGAUGAACAAGAACUUUGAACGCCUUCGGAGCUCUAUGUCGGAAAACCGAAUGUCACGUCGGAUCGUUCUCUCCAACAUGAGGAUGCAGCUAUCGUUCGAGGGCCCCGAGAAAGUUCAUAGUUCAUACUUCGAGGGCCGGCAGGUUUCCAUGACCGAAGACGGCAAUCCCCUCACGAUGCAAGAGUGCGGGGAACUCGAUCGCCGGCAACACCAGCCCAACAUGGCAGCUCACCCGGUGCAGCAAGCGGACCUUACGGACGCCAUUACGGAGCUAGAGGACGCCUUUUCCAGACAGGUCAAAUCUUUAGCUGAAUCUAUAGACGAUGCUCUGAACUGUCGUAGUCUCCAAGGCGACGAAGGGCCUGACCCGGAGUCCAUGGGUUGUCCCGAGGUCCAACGCGAGGUACCGUACCAGUCCCAUCGCAGGGGAGGGGGGCGAAUGCACGACGAAGCUAUGGCGUACAGUGACGUAACUCUGUUUAUCGACGAAGAGGACAUGUCCCGUCCGAUAGCGCUGAGGUCAGGAGAGCAGCAGUCCAGUACAGAGUCGGACUUGAGACUGCGAUCGGUCAACUCGUCGCAGGAGUACUGGCCAAUCGAUCCCAAAGACGAGGGGCGGGACACGGACACAAGCUGCCGCAGCACGCCAUCUUUGGAGUGCCAGGAGCAGCGUUUAAGAAUGGACCAUCUGCCCCUCUUGACCAUAGAACCUCCUAGUGAUAGCUCCGCGGAACUGAGUGACCGCUCGGAAAGGUCAAUCAAAAGGCCACCUGUGUACGAACAGCACGGACAUAUUGUAACCUCCUCACAGGCGAGUCCCAAACACAUCUCCCACGGACCCCCUCCUCGAGCUCCGCCGCGGGACGAUGACGCGCCGCUACGCCAUCGCCACCGGCAGCUGGAGAGCCACCUCGCCAUCAACGGGUCGGCGAAUCGGCAGAGCAAGUCAGAGUCGGACUUUUCGGACGGGGACAACGACAGCAUCAACAGCACGUCCAAUUCAAACGAUACGAUUAACUGUAGCUCCGAGUCCUCGUCCCGGGACAGUCUCCGAGAGCAGACCCUGAGCAAACAGACGUACCACAAGGAGACGCGAAACAGCUGGGACUCGCCGAUCUUCAGCAACGACGUCAUACGAAAGAGGCACUAUCGCAUCGGGCUCAACCUCUUCAACAAGAAGCCAGAGAAGGGCAUCCAGUACCUGACGGAGCGGGGCUUCAUCCCGGACACACCUGUGGGCGUGGCUCACUUCCUGCUGCAGAGGAAAGGCCUGAGCCGACAGAUGAUCGGAGAGUUUCUCGGCAACCGGCAGAAACAGUUCAACAGAGACGUCCUCGAUUGUGUGGUGGAUGAGAUGGAUUUCCAGGGCAUGGAGCUGGACGAGGCCCUCAGAAAGUUCCAGAACCACAUCCGAGUCCAGGGAGAAGCGCAAAAGGUGGAGCGGCUCAUCGAAGCCUUCAGUCAGCGGUACUGCAUCUGUAACCCGACUGUGGUGCGGCAGUUCAGAAACCCCGACACCAUCUUCAUCCUCGCCUUCGCCAUCAUCCUCCUCAACACCGACAUGUACAGCCCCAACGUCAAACCAGAGAGGAAGAUGAAGCUGGAGGACUUCAUCAAGAAUCUGAGAGGCGUGGACGACGGAGAGGACAUCCCCCGAGAGACGCUGGUGGGGAUUUACGAAAGGAUCCGGAAGAGAGAACUCAAGACCAACGAGGACCACGUGUCCCAGGUGCAGAAGGUCGAGAAACUCAUCGUGGGCAAGAAACCGAUCGGCUCCCUCCAUCAUGGCCUUGGAUGUGUGCUGUCUCUGCCUCAUCGGCGUCUGGUCUGUUACUGUCGUUUGUUUGAAGUGCCAGACCCCAACAAACUGCAGAAACUGGGCUUACAUCAGCGGGAGAUCUUCCUCUUCAACGACCUCUUAGUGGUGACAAAAAUCUUCCAGAAAAAGAAGAAUUCGGUGACGUACAGUUUCAGACAGUCCUUCUCUCUGUACGGGAUGCAGGUCAUGCUGUUUGAGAACCAGUAUUAUCCAAACGGGAUCCGGCUCACGUCAGCGAUACCUGGAGCAGACACCAAAGUCCUCAUCAACUUCAACGCACCAAACCCCCAGGACCGAAAGAAGUUCACCGACGAUCUGCGGGAAUCCAUCGCCGAGGUCCAGGAGAUGGAGAAGUACAGGAUAGAGUCCGAGUUGGAGAAGCAGAAAGGCGUGGUGAGGCCCAGCAUGUCCCAGAGCUCGGGGCUGAAGAAAGAAACCGGCAACGGCAACAUGAACCGAGCGAGCCUGGACGACACCUACGCCAUGGGGGAGGGGCUAAAGAGGAGCGCUCUGAGCAGCUCCCUCCGAGACCUGUCCGAAGCAGGCAAGCGGGGGCGUCGCAGCAGUGCAGGAUCACUAGACAGCAAUAUGGAAGGGUCCAUCAUUAGCAGCCCGCACACGCGACGGAGAGCGACGACCCCGCGCGAGGGCCCGCCGCGAGGCCCGCCCCCAGGCCCGCCCCCUCCGCCGAUGCACAACUCCACCUCCAUUCUCGGCUCCCUCUUCGGCAGCAAGCGGGGGAAGACGCCGUCCUCCUCGUCGCAGGGCCACCACCCCCCGCAGUCGUCGGUGCCCCCGCCCGGACACCCGACGCUCAUCUCCCACAAGCCCCACCCCACCAACCUGCACCACACGGCUCAAGUCCAGCACCACGGCCACCACCCGCAGUUCUGCCAAGUCCCCCAAAACCCUCCGCCGUACCACCACCACCACCACUACCACCCGCCGCCCCACACGCAGUUCCACCACCAGUCCCAGCACCCGGGCUACGGCUCCGCCCCGUCCUCCUCGGCGCACCCGCCCCCCCCGCACCCCCACUACAGGGAGCACUCGCAUCACAGCUCCCACUCGCACCACCACAACCAGCAGUCGAGUUCGAGCGCGCCCAAACCUAAACACAGUGGUAUCAGCACCGUAGUGUGAUGUUCUCAUUAGAAAUUAAAUAUUCUAAACGCAAAAAGACUCGGUUGGUCGGAUGAAGGAUUAGCUUACACACCAAAGGGACUGUUUGAUAGCAUGACUCUAUGGCCUGUGCACUGUGUUUUAGCGCUGCGGUGAUGCUAACGAAAAAUCACCCACGGUACAACUCGUAACACCUCCAACUUCUACAGUUUAUGCAGGACGGGACUCUCUUCUUCCACUCGGGGCCUUUUGGGUGUUGUGGCCACUCCACGUUGCUGCUGCUGCUGCUGCUGCUGCUUCCUGACCUGAAUAAGCUUCACAAAAAAAUGGAGGAACGCGACAAGAACUCAUCCAGUUUAUCUGUCACAUUGAUGGCAUAACUUCUAGCACUACUUUUCCGUAUGAAUGCUAUGUUCCGGUAGCCUCCUCAUCCUCCUCCGAUCUCCUCCUCGUCCUCCUCCCUGUCACAUGUAGUGGACUUCACAUUUCAAAGACAGAAAACGGACCAUCUCAGCCAUUGUAGUUUUAGUGGUGUACUGUAGGUGGCAGCGAUUAGUGUUGUCUUUCAUAAUUAAAUGUGCCAAUUAUUAAUGCAUCUUCUAUUUAGUCGAGACUUCAUGUACAGUAUAUUGUGCGUAAAAGUAAUUUGUAAGAUUAUCCUUACAAUAUUAUCAGCAAAAAUGAAUUUUUAUCAGUAUUAUGGGGGGGAAAAAGGAUGAAGGGUUUGAAAGGGCGAACUCGGUCUGGCUGAAAAUCUUUAGUGUCUUUUUAGUGUUUUCCGAUCUGCGUUAAAAUGGCGUUUCCUCGUCGCAAACAGACCUGGAGUUGUGGUUUUUUUUUUGUUUCGUUCGCACAUGUUAACGCACAAACCUUGCGUAUUUAAGCCGAGUUCUUCUCUAAAAACAGAAAACGCUCUGUUCCACCUUAUGAUGUCAUCAAGUGGUGAUACAGGAAGUGCUCCACUGUGUUUUUAAACUCCACACACCUUCACUAUAGAACCCUUUGGAUGAUUUCACACCUGGAAUUGCCUUUUUUUUUUACUGAACUAAAGGUAAAAAAGUAGCGGUUAACUUGAAAACUACCACUUGAUGACAUCACAAGGUGGAACAGAGCGUUUUGAACAAGUGUGAAUGCAACAAAACACAACUCCAGGUCUGUUUUUAAAGAGUUAAACACCAUUAUAACAUGGAUUAAAGCUCAUAAGAGUCAGUUUUGCGUAAUAUAGGACCUUUAAAAAUGUAUCACAGGGAUGCUCUCGAAUGCAGCUAUUUCAUCAGACGCUCACAACAGGAAAAAUGGUUCAAAAAUGUCAAAAACGUCGACAUAACUCACACACAGGCCUGUCACGAUGUCACUAUAGCAGCUUUUAAUUGAUUAUAUGGAAGCUGGGACAAUAUUUUUGGGGGUUUAUGUUAAUUGUGCGUACAUUUUCUUUGCACUAAUGGAAGUUUUUUGGGAAUAUGUCAAGAUUUAAGCUGCAAAACAUGGAAAAAAUCACUUCUAUGACUCAUUAAUAGUGGUGGGAAAAGUGCUAAAUUUUGUUACUGAAGUAGAUUUACAGAUACAGGAGUGAAAAAAUAACUCAAGUAAAAAGCAUGAAAAAAUCUACUUGGGUAAAAGUAUUAAAGUACCUGUUAAAAAUGCACUUAAAGAGUAAAAAGUAAACUAUUCCGCGCAGAUUUUGAGUCUUAUAAAGCUUCAAAUGUGGUGAUUUUGAUAAAGAUUUGAGCUGAGUUUUGUUCAACGGAAGCAAUUUAAUCGAUCGUUAAAGUAAAAAGUACCCACAGAUACCUCAAUUUUUUACUUGAGUACAGUACUUUACUACUUUUACUUCGUUACGUUCCACCUCUGCUCGUUAUAGACACAAACUAACGACUAAAGUGUGUCAUUCUGCUGUUGAUUUUGAACAAUAUUGCAGAUUUAGAAUAGUUUUUGUGGUUUAAAAUCUGCUCUUCGUUUUUAUGUCAGCGGCGUAAAUAAGUUUUUCGACAUUAUCGUUUAUCUUUUCUUCGAUAUUUCUCACUUCAGACCAUGUUCUCGUGACAGGCCUCCUCAGACAAGACACAAAGUUUAUUCCCGUUUAUUUAUUUGCACAAAAACGUCAAACGUCGUCCGGCCGUGUGAGUGGAACGGCUCUUUCCAGGCAUCCCAAACCCAAACUCGAAAAAACACUUUUGAAAUGUUGUUUUGCCUUGUUCUUUGACUCACCCAGAAGUUUGAGGUGAGCGCUUCAAAACUUAGGCCUUUGUUUAGUUUUGUAUUAAACGUGCAAUAUCUUUGUAAUGAUUUUGUACAUUAGGAACAAGCCCAUGUUUUUGUUAUUUAUUUAUGUUUGUUUCUUCCCGAGCCCCGUUAAGUUAACGUCUCGAGCGGAGUCCUCCACGUGUGUCGGCCCUUUUUGGCGUUGGAAGUUCGGUGGGAUAAUUUGUGAUUCUUUUGCAUGUACUGUUCUCGACACGAGGCUCAUUGUAAACAGAACCAGUGUUACCACGUUAGCAAGGUUAAGUGCAAUCAUGUUUCAAACGGAGACUCGGGCUGACGUCUGAGAGCGUCCAGGAAGAGAUUCAGGUAAAAUAAAAAACACAUUUAAAAAAACAGAUCUGCUUAGAUGUGGAAAGAGGAAUGUGUGUAUAUAUUUUAUUAUAGGAAUAUGCUUCUCCUUGAGCUGAACAGAAAUAUUUUGCUGGAUAAGCACAUAUGAAAGAAACACUUUCAUUUUUUAAGGGACUGCAGUUGUAAAAUAAAGUAAGUAUCCGGUCUAAUGUAAACAUGAACUUUCUACAGUCUACACAUAAGAGUCUAUUAUAGUGUAUAAACUAGUGACAGUAAGCGGUUCGUCCCAAUUUUCAGGUUGUAAAUGUAUUUGAACGUUUCAUUCUUGCCAUAAGUCAUAAGAGACAUAUCACAUAGGACUGUAUGAUCAGCUGAAUGUCUUUCCAAUUAUUUUUGCUAAACACACGACACAAAAACGAAGAAAAUCUGUUCGAUGUGUGUUCACGGAGUCAAUGUUUUCUGUCAUAAAUGUUUUGAAAUGACCCCCCAACAAUGCACUGCAUGGAUCUGAUCAGAGCAACGCAUCACUGUGAGCUGAUACGAGAAGAAAAUCAGCCUAUAUAUUUUCGUUUUUGUUUGAUUUUUGAUUUUUUUUUUCCAGAAAUUAACAAAAGUUGACAUGUCCUUGCUAUUCCAUGUUGGAGUGAUAUUUAUUGAUGCUCGGCAUGUGUUCGGUCGACAAAGCCAUGGUGUAAAUUCUAAACAUUAACGAACAUUGCACUUGUGUUUGCUGAGGGCUUCAUCUUGUAAAUAUGGGUUUGGAUUAAGAAGAAGAAGAAGAGUGUAAAAGGGACCAAUACAGAUAUGAAUUCAACUUAUAAAGGAGCUGUACAUAGUCUGUGUAUACAAUCCUCUAUUCUGACACGUGCAGAAGAUUCAAGGAGGACGACGCGUCACCUCAAGGAAGGAUCAAAAAGGGUGAAACAUAUCCACUUUGUCUUCGGCUCUCUCUCCCGGGACUCGUAUUUGCUGUAGAUGUAAAAGGGGGGGGGGAAAAAAGACUGUUAUAGAAAGUUGCCAUUUAUAUCCCAGCUCGGCUCACGCGUAUCAUUCCCGCUCGUUGCACAAACACACAAGGGACGCACAGAACGCUGCAGCGAGAUGUUCAGUGCGGCGUCGAAAACACGUUGCAGAGAGAGAGAAAGAGA